Molecule: messenger RNA, 2299 nt
Organism: Oryzias latipes (Japanese medaka)
Lineage: Eukaryota; Metazoa; Chordata; Actinopteri; Beloniformes; Adrianichthyidae
Product: alpha-1,3-mannosyl-glycoprotein 4-beta-N-acetylglucosaminyltransferase C-like
Biological process (GO): protein N-linked glycosylation
Molecular function (GO): acetylglucosaminyltransferase activity
Source: RefSeq, a predicted model, not a curated record
GAUGGAGGAGGAGAAUGGAGGGGCGAGAGAUAGCAGCAGUGCAGCCAGAGCGAGUCUGCCGUCAGUGUUUACUCCACUUUCCCUGAGAGCCGGUUAUCUCCCCCCUGCGUGAGUCAUGAAGUGAUUUAGUGUAGGUGAGCAGCAGCAGAGAGCCACACACCCGCUGGCGUGGGUCUGAAUCGUGGGUAGCUGUCGCAUGCAGUCUGAGUGUCCGUGCCAGCACAGAAGGCAGCCUCUCACAAGCAGCAGACGGCGACACACACGACUAUGAGGCUGCUAUGGAAGUCUGUGGACAAGAUGAGGUGUCUGAGGAAGCGAUCCACUCUGCCGGUCCUCACUUUCCUCGUCACUUCUCUCCUCUUUUUCAACGUCUACAUGGAUGAUGGAUAUGUGCUGGAAACAGAAAAAAGACCCCUGGGAGACACACUGACUCAUCCAGCAAACUCUGAAAGAUACAGUCACACAUUGCGGGAUCUGUCAAAUUUCUCUGGCAGUAUAAAUGUAACAUAUCGCUACCUCGCUGGAGUUCCUUUGCCGCGCAAGAAAUAUCUCACCAUUGGUUUGGCGUCUGUCAAGAGAAAAAGAGGAAACUACCUGCUGGAGACGAUCAAAUCCAUAUUUGAUCAGUCAAGUUAUGAGGAGUUGAAAGAGAUCGUGGUCGUGGUCCACCUGGCAGACUUCGACCUGGUCUGGUGUGAGAACCAGGUCCAGGAAAUCACCAGGAAGUUUGCUCACCACAUCAUAGCUGGACGCCUGUUGGUCAUCCAGGCUCCAGAGGAAUACUAUCCCUCUCUUGAUGGGCUGAAAAGAAACUACAACGACCCAGAAGACCGGGUUCGUUUUCGUUCGAAGCAGAAUGUGGACUAUGCUUUCCUCCUCAACUUCUGCACUAACCUGUCCCACUUCUACAUGAUGCUGGAGGACGAUGUGCGCUGUUCCAGAAACUUCCUGACAGCGCUGAAGAAGGUGAUUGCCUCCAGAGAGGGCACCUACUGGGUAAUGCUUGAGUUCUCCAAGCUGGGCUACAUCGGGAAGCUGUACCACUCCAGAGACCUGCCACGUUUGGCUCAUUUCCUCCUCAUGUUCUACCAGGAAAUGCCUUGUGACUGGCUCCUCAUCCAUUUCAGGGGUCUGCUGGCCCAGAAGGACGUGAUCCGCUUCAAGCCCUCACUGUUCCAGCACAUGGGCUACUACUCCUCUUAUAGAGGAGCAGAGAACAAGCUGAAGGAUGACGAUUUUGAGGAAGACUCCAUUGACAUCCCUGAUAACCCCCCUGCCAGCCUUUACACAAACAUCAACGUCUUUGAAAACUACGAUGCCACCAAGGCUUACAGCAGCAUUGUAGAUGAGUAUUUCUGGGGGAAACCUCCCUCCACUGGUGACUUCUUCCUCGUAAUCUUCAACAGAUCAACAAAAGUUAGCAGAAUCAAAAUUGUGACGGGCACAGAGGACAGACAGAAUGAUAUUCUUCACCAUGGAGCACUGGAAGUUGGCCAGACGUCAGUGGAGACCAAGCAGGGCAGACAGUGUACAUCCUACAUCACAUUAGGGGAGUUUAAAGCUGGCAGCAUUGAGGUCAACAAGGUGGACUACAAAAUUGGUUUUGAUAUCGAGUGCAUUCGAAUAGUUAUUACAGCCAGUCAAAAAGAAUGGCUCAUUAUAAGAACUAUCAGUCUAUGGACCACACAGCCUGCCAGCCAAUGAGAGGACCAGAAGUUCAUCUCUGAAACGUUUCUGUUCAUUUUGUCGUCAAAUUGACUUUUGCUGUUUUGUGAAUGCAAAUCAAUCCAAAUUUUCUUGGGUUGUUCUUGGGCUGUAAAAUUUCACUGGAAUGUAUUAAAAGAUGUGUACAUGGAAACCUUUAUACUUAUUUAAUUGUCUUUUAAAAAACUAUCCUUGGUUGGUGUCAUUUUUUUUCUGUCAAAUCUAAAUUUAUGGUUGAAGAAAUUCAGCUACAAUGUUCUAAAUGCACCGUUUCCUCCAAAUUUUCUGAGAAAGCUUUAAAUAAUGGAAAAAAAGUGCAGGACGUCCUUUUUUUUCUUGCUUUUAUUUAUUACAAGUCAAACAUUGCUUUAAGUGGCUGAUUCUCACUUCUAAAAAGAAAAUCUCUUCAUAAAGAAGUGAGAUAAGGAGGGAGAAGAUGGUUUGUUUGGUUUCAAGUGGUGCUCAAGUGUCACAGAAAAUAUUUGAAGGUGUCAACAAUGCAAAAACUGUUGUCAGGCAACAAUUUGAAAGUGCUUGAAAUCCCAUUCCUUUUUUACUUAUGAUUAUGCAGCUUUUAGGCCAAAAAAAAAAAAAA